Molecule: messenger RNA, 1131 nt
Organism: Enterospora canceri
Lineage: Eukaryota; Fungi; Microsporidia; Enterocytozoonidae
Source: the annotation of a GenBank genome assembly
AUGAAAAAGACGUAUAGGCCACUGAAAAGGAUAAUUGAGAAUGUAGAACGAUACAAGAACAAAGUGGUUGACAUGGAGAGCAUGCUGAAGAUAAAGAGGGAUGCAGAUGGAAUAGAAAACAUAGAUGAGUAUUGGAGUGCAGCUGGGAAGAUACUGGAGACAUCCCAGGUCAUGGGAACAGAGGAGUGUGUGAAGAUGCUUGAGGAGAAUAACAAAUGCAUGAAUGACGAUAAGCAUAAACUAGAAACAAACAAAGUUGAUGAGUCAAUUAGGAAGCCACUUUCAAUGGAUGGAAUUGAGUUUAGUGCUGAGACAGUUGACCUACAGAAUGCAUUUAUCAAGACAUCAAUCAUCAAGGAAGAGACAGAUUGCAGUGAUUUGGAAGCAGGGGCCAUAAAGGAGCAGAUAAAAAUCAAGGAUUCUGAGGAGUUUGUGAUACCAAAGUAUAUUGAAGAUGAAGUAGAUAAUGAGAUUGACUUUGGAGAUGAAUUUGGUCACAAUGUGUCUGUUCAGAAUGAUGCAUUGGAAGACGAAACCAUCCAUAUUGCCGCUAAUCACGUGGAGCCUGACAACUUCGAUAAGUCUGACACACAAAACAGUCAAUUGAAAAAUGAGAAACAAGAAGAAAACAAAAUGGCACGAAUGAAAUUAACACGACCAAGAAAGACACCCGUAAAGAAGAGAGUCAGAGACUCGCCAAAGAAAGCAGCUAAAAAGACAGCAAUAAAGACAAGAAAGACAAAGGCUGUUUCUGGGGUACAGAGAAAACAAAAAAGGCUAAUUAGGCCACUUCCAUCCAUUUCGAAGUCGAUUCUGAAUAACAGCCUGGAUGCCACCCCAAGAAAAACAGCCCCUAAAACCACAGUCUCCAACUGCUUCAAAGUGGUCAAAAUCAGCAGUGACUUUAAGAAUGCGAUAUUGUACCUGGAACAGGAGGCCUACACGCACAUGCACACUGCCGAAACAAACAUGACAUUCUUCGUGGAGAAGGGGACUGUUGCUGCCACCAUCAACAACAAAGAGCACAGUUAUAAGUCAGAGGAGUCAUUUACAGUUGAUAAGAAUGACCGAUACAAGGUGACUGGCAAGUCACAAGGUGGAACCACCCUGAAUGUGGUCUAUUUGAGGUAG